Messenger RNA from Danaus plexippus (monarch butterfly), 1635 nucleotides. RefSeq lists its product as uncharacterized. Lineage: Eukaryota; Metazoa; Arthropoda; Insecta; Lepidoptera; Nymphalidae. Bases 331 to 1635 code for a protein of 434 amino acids. The record is from RefSeq and is a predicted model, not a curated record. The transcript has a single exon. Gene Ontology annotation, molecular function: sodium channel regulator activity. Gene Ontology annotation, biological process: regulation of sodium ion transport.
UAAUGUAUUUUUUGUACAAUAAAAAUUAAUGUAUUCAUUUAAUCUAUUUGCUAAUAAUUAUUAUAUUUAUAUUUAUAACGAGUAAAUUGUAUAAAAAUAUAUUCGGUAUUAGUUCGCGGAUGGAAAAAGAUGUAAGCUUACGUCAUCGUUACAUAAAUAUAUCGACUUAUAAUUCAUAACAUUCAUAACGCCGGGGACGUUGGCAUCAAUUGAGACUAACAGCGCACUUAGGGGUUGCCUGCACUGCGCUGAAUCGAUCGUGACGGCGCGCGUGCGCGAACAACAUCAUACGUCAGUGGUGUGAAAUCGCGAGUGGUAGCAGGUCUCGCCAUGCCGAAACCCACCCCCGUGGAGGACCUCAUAAUACCCCCUCAAGACCAAAAAAUAUGCGGGACCAUAUGCGUCUGCCAAAUGACGGCCAUACUCAGCUGCGUCGCGAUUGUGUACCUGACCGUUGCAAUCUACAUGCCGUACACUCGGGCGAUCGCAUCGGGGAUCGACCCGACUCCGAUCAUGUGCACGACGACGAGGGCCGUUAACAAAGAGAAUUGCGAUUGGGGCUCGUGUGGGGAAUGGUGCUUGAGCAAAACCUCGGGCGCCUGCAUUCAGAUCUACGUCAACCUCAGGAAGAACGGCUCUUCGUUAUUACUGUCCGAAUGUGGCAGUGCUGCAAACAAAACCUGUUACGGCAUAGACCAAGAGAACGCCAAAAAGUAUCAUUGUAUACGAGACGAAUGCAGAAAUCUGACUGGAACGUUCAAUUGCACGGAAGGAAAAUGUAUAAACAUAACAGACGCUUUCGAAUGCGCUUUUAGAGAUACAGAUCCUCCCUUGAAAUGUUCAGGUAGAAGAGGAAAAAUAACUUGUAUAGAUGUCCACGGAUUAUUUUCAUGUAGUAGAGGCACUUGUAGAAAAAUAAGAACACCAUACAACUGUGACAGGCGCUGUGUUGACAUCCCUACUCGUAACAAGAACGUCAUAGUAUUGAGUGGUGACAGAGUCUUCCUAGCAAAAUGUGCUAAAUUGGCGCAAGAGGAAGGUGGUAAUGUAGUUUGGACUGACUCAGGAGAAGAAGUUUUAAUGUUGUCUUGUCAUGCAGUUCAUAACGGCUCAUCGGGGGUGGUAGCUGUAGAUUGUAUUAACGCGGCUUUGUUGCCCCGUACUGAAAUAUCGGAUCUAACAAAUUUUACAUAUUUACAAUAUUUAUAUACCUCAAAGGCAACACCUAAUAGACUUAUCGCUCCGUCUGAAGUGGAGUUAACAUUAGCGAAUGACAGCAGAUUGAUGAUAAAUCUAGAAGGAUGUGUCAAUACACUUGCUGAUGAAUGUAAGGAAUUCUUAAAAGAUUAUGGACGUGAUGGUACCGACCACAACGCCAAAGCCAGAUUCCCCUGUUUUUAUACAGAGAGCAAUCCAGACACCGUGGUAGCGAGAUUUGAUUUGGACGCCACCUAUCGUCAAUUCAUUGUAGCUUUAAUACUCCCCACAGUUCUAAUUGUAGUUUCGUGUAUAACUUUAAUGUUGUGUCAAAAGACGGUUGAAGUGGGAGACGAUGCAAAGAUGCGAAUUAAAGGUUGCGGAAGUGGACAAGCUGAUAUGCAACUAUCUCCGAACGAUCCUGUAUCUCCCCUCUGA